This is a messenger RNA of Sinocyclocheilus rhinocerous, 5736 nucleotides long. RefSeq names its product zinc finger SWIM domain-containing protein 5-like. The record is from RefSeq and is a predicted model, not a curated record. Bases 105 to 3566 code for a protein of 1153 amino acids. The transcript is spliced from 14 exons. NCBI's taxonomy places the organism in Eukaryota, Metazoa, Chordata, Actinopteri, Cypriniformes, Cyprinidae. Gene Ontology annotation, cellular component: Cul2-RING ubiquitin ligase complex.
UAUUGGUAGUGACGUGUGUGAAGUGACGACCCUCCCGUUGUGCGGUGCCUCAGUCUGUGCGCUUCUAGAGCCACGGUCCUCACUUCAGUGUUUAUUUGGUUGUCAUGGCGGAGGGACGUGGAGAACUAUUGCCUCAGCCGCCGCUACACCUCUCCUUACCCCCAGCCAGCAAGCGUCCGUGCUUGCGUCCCGCUCCUCGAGGACCGGGUCCGGGGCCUGGCCCGGGAUUUCCGAACUCUCGUUUUCGUUGCCCGGAAUCUCUACUGGACUGCGCCGCGAAGGCCGUAGCGGAGAAAUGGGCCUUCGAGAGGGUGGAGGAGCGCUUCGAGCGGAUCCCAGAACCGGUUCAGCGCCGUAUCGUGUAUUGGUCGUUCCCGAGGAACGAAAGGGAAAUAUGUAUGUAUUCGUCAUUUCAGUGCCGAGUGGCGGGGGAAGAGGGUCCGGUAGUGGGCUCGAGCUCGUCCGUUGGAUCUAGUAACGUUACAGUCCCCGGAGGGAUUACGAACACAACAGGCAGCGCAGGGACGGGGGGUACCGGAGAUGGACUGCCUUUCCGCCGGGGAAUCCGGCUUUUGGAAACCGGUUGUGUGGACAACGUCUUACAAGUCGGUUUUCACCUCAGUGGCACAGUCACAGAGCCGGCAACGCAAUCCGAGCCAGAAACGACGCAUAAGGUAGCCAUCAGCUUCGACCGCUGUAAGAUCACGUCAGUAACAUGCGGCUGUGGCAACCGAGACAUCUUCUAUUGCGCACACGUGGUGGCGCUGUCCUUAUACCGCAUCCGCAAACCCGAGCAAGUCAAACUGCGGCUGCCCAUCUCAGAGACACUCUUCCAGAUGAACAGAGACCAGCUGCAAAAGCUGGUGCAGUACCUUAUCACAGCCCACCACACAGAAGUGCUGCCCACCGCCCAAAAACUGGCAGAUGAAAUCCUGUCCUCCAACUCUGAGAUCAACCAAGUACAUGGGGCCCCGGAUCCCACAGCAGGGGCCAGUAUUGAUGAUGAGAACUGCUGGCACCUGGAUGAGGAGCAAGUGAGGGAACAGGUCAAGCAGUUCCUCUCUCAGGGAGGAUACUAUGGCUCAGGCAAGCAGCUCAACUCCAUGUUUGCCAAGGUGAGGGAAAUGCUGAGAAUGCGCGACUCAAACGGGGCUCGGAUGCUCACGCUCAUCACGGAGCAGUUCAUGGCUGACCCGCGCCUAUCUCUAUGGCGACAACAGGGCACGGGCAUGACCGACAAAUGCCGACAACUCUGGGAUGAGCUGGGUGCGUUGUGGGUGUGUAUCGUGCUGAACCCGCACUGUAAAAGUGAAGAGAAGAGCGGCUGGCUGAGACAGCUGAAGAAAUGGGGAGACAUGGACAUCUGCCCUCUAGAGGACGGCAAUUACGGCAGCGAGCUGCCCAACAUCACCAACGCUCUGCCACAGAGCAACCUGGCUCAGGACUCACUGGCCCGGCCUAGAAGAACGGUGUUCACGAGAGCAAUGGAGGCCUGUGACCUGCAUUGGCAGGAUAGUCACUUGCAGAGAAUCAUCAGUAGUGACUUCUACAUGUCCCCGGCUUACCAGAGAGAGGGAGAGAGCCUGCUCUUCAACCCCCAGGGCCUGCCACUGUGGCUGGAUCACGUGCCUACAGCAUGCGCCAGGGUGGAUGCGCUGCGUUCCCAUGGUUACCCCAGAGAAGCCUUGCGACUGGCUGUUGCCAUAAUCAACACCCUCCGGCUCCAACAGCAACGGCAAUUAGACAUAUACAAGCAUCAGAAGAAAGAACUGCUGCAGAGGGGAAUGACCAACACCACCAAUCUGGAGGGCUGGGUGGGCCACCCCCUCAACCCCAUUGGCUGCCUUUUCGCCACUCUCACGGAGACGUGUCGAGUGGAGGAUGACAAUACCAUGGAUACCGGAGAUUCCGGUGAGCCCAAGCCUCCAGUGUACCAGCAUGUACCAGUGUGGGGAUGUCCAGAUGGAGGAGAGUCGUACCUGGCACUGGCACUAGAGGUGGCGCUGAUGGGUAUGGGGCAGCAGCGACUAAUGCCCGAGGGCCUGUAUGCACAGGACAAGGUGUGCCGGAACGAGGAGCAAAUUGUGGCCAAGCUGCAAGAGAUGGAGCUGGAUGACAUAUUAGUGCAAACACUCCGCAAACAAGCCAUCCUACUUUUAGAAGGUGGUCCCUUCAGUGGUCUUGGGGAGGUCAUCCACAGAGAGAGUGUUCCCAUGCACACAUUUGCCAAGUACCUCUUCACCGCUCUCCUGCCACACGACACAGACCUGGCGUACAAACUGGGCCUUCGUGCAAUGAGGCUUCCAGUACUGGAGUCCACGGCUCCCUCAGGUGACAUAGGACACCCUCACCAUGGCAUCUCCAUAGUGCCCAGCAGAUAUCCACGCUGGUUCACACUGGGCCACCUGGAGUCCCAGCAGUGUGAACUGGCCUCCACCAUGCUUACUGCUGCUAAGGGUGACAUGUUGAGAUUGCGGACUGUUUUGGAGGCUAUUCAGAAGCACAUCCACUCCUCUUCCCUCAUCUUCAAACUGGCCCAGGAUGCCUUUAAGAUCGCUACGCCUGCAGAUAACCCUCCUGACAUCACACUGCUCAAUGUAGCGCUGGAGCUCGGCCUUCAGGUGAUGAGGAUGACUCUGUCCACACUCAACUGGAGGCGGCGGGAGAUGGUUCGCUGGCUUGUCACAUGUGCUACUGAAGUCGGUCUGAGAGCUUUGGUUAGCAUAUUGCAGAGCUGGUACACUCUCUUCACCCCCACCGAAGCGACCAGCAUAGUGGCAGCCACAGUGAUGUCCCACAACACCAUCCUGCGCCUGAGCCUCGACUAUCCGCAGCGGGAGGAGCUGGCCAGCUGCGCGCGCACCCUGGCCCUGCAGUGCGCUAUGAAGGACCCUCAAAACUGCGCCCUGUCCGCCCUCACCCUCUGCGAGAAGGACCACAUCGCCUUCGAGACCGCUUACCAGAUAGUCAUCGACGCCGCCUCCACGGGCAUGACCUACUCUCAGCUCUUCACCAUCGCACGCUACAUGGAGCACCGCGGCUACCCCCUUCGAGCUUUCAAACUGGCGUCUCUCGCCAUGACCCACUUGAACCUGGCCUACAACCAAGACACGCAUCCGGCCAUCAAUGAUGUGCUGUGGGCUUGUGCUCUCAGCCACUCGCUGGGCAAGAACGAGCUGGCCGCCAUCAUCCCUCUGGUGGUCAAGAGCGUUCACUGCGCCACGGUGCUCUCGGACAUUUUGCGGCGCUGCACCAUGACGGCCCCCGGCCUGGCCGGCAUCCCUGGCAGACGUAACUCGGGCAAGCUUAUGAGCACUGACAAAGCCCCGUUGAGACAGCUACUGGAUGCCACCAUCAGCGCCUACAUCAACACCACCCACUCCCGCCUCACGCACAUCAGCCCGCGCCACUACGGAGAGUUCAUCGAGUUCCUUAGUAAGGCACGCGAGACCUUUCUUUUGGCCCAAGAUGGCCACAUUCAGUUCGCCCAGUUUAUAGACAACCUCAAACAGAUCUAUAAGGGCAAGAAGAAACUCAUGAUGUUGGUACGGGAACGUUUUGGUUGAACCUCGCUUGAUUGCAGGGGAACUUGUUCUUCUUUCAUUCUUCAUUUAUUUAAGGCAUUAUUUUAUUCUUCCUUUUUUUUUUUGGUCGUCUUUGGUGAAUGUUUAAGUUUUAUUCAUUUGUUUUGAUCUGUUUCGUCUUGUUUUGUUUUUUUAUUGUGAACAAUUCCUGUUCACCAAGUUAUUCUACCAGGUCGAACCUGUGGAGGGGAGAACAACAACUGUAAUUAUGACCAUUUAUGUUUUUGUUUUGGCUCGUUCUUGAUUUCGUUUGAUCAAGAUAUUGUGAUAAAAAUGUAAAAGUGGCACAUAAAGAGACACCAAAUGAUUAUGUGGUAAAUUUUGAGCGUGGGGGAGGCGUUUGGUUGGUUUUGAACACUCGAAUCAAAACGGUCCUCGAUCGUAUUUUACGGAUCAGCUUUAACUCUCUCUCUGGAAAAGGCCUGAUUUUAAGAGUGAGACGGGCACAUCACCUCAAAUGCUCUGCCGAAUGUCCUAACCACGACUCAAGCAAGCCACAAGACAUGAGCCCUCCCCUCUCUCCUGGAUUUGUUACUAUCGGCUCAUCUUAACCUCUGUUCGAAAAUUUCAGUGCGAGGAAGACGAUGGCCUGUGUGCUCAAUCCUUCCGUGCUGUUUCCUGGUCUUGCUGAAUAUGAACAAAACAGAGAUAUUUACCCAUCGAUAUCAGCCAUAUAUGUUUCUCUGUUACCUCUCAGUGAAAAACAAAAACAGAAACAAAAAGACUUGUGUGAGAUUGAGUAGCAGUAAUAAUAUAUAUAUGUACUAGCACUUCAUUAAAUUCCAUCCCCUACACGACGCAUUCGGAUCAGCAAUUACUUUCUGUGUACAAAUUAGGUGAAUUGUAUAGAUGCAUUUGACAAAAACAGCUACAUUGGCAGAACAAGGAAUUAGCUGGCUUUAAACUGUAUCGUAAUAUCUUCCACAUUCCAUGACCUCCGCCCUCCACAAGUGCCCCAGUGGAUCCAAACACUUAGAAUGCACUCCGCGGCUUCUAUCUGAAGGAAAACAAGAAGAGAGAUGCUAAACUCCGUUCUCAGGGAAUCACUUAAAGAAACAAAACAGAAAAGAAAAAAAAUAGUAGCAUAAGCAUUUAAGAUAUUGUAAAUAUGAAAGUGUCAAUUCAAAAAAUUGUAAAGUUAUAAUUAUUUAUGAUAACUGUAUGUUUUUCUUUUCGGAUACUUGAAUUUGUCGGGCUGGGAAUGUGACGACCGUAAGAGGAAAGACUUCAGAAACAUUUCUCAGGUGCUCCUGUGUACAUUUCCGAUUUGCUGUUUUAUUUGUAUCCUCUUUUAUUAGAUUUUUUUUGUAAUACAAUUUUGCAAGAGGAAGCAUGUAAAGAAGAAGAAAGGAGAGGACAAAUGUUUAUGAACAGACUAUGCAGAACCACUUCACGAUUUGCUCUCUUCACGCCCGAUCUUCCUCCGUCUUUUCUCCUUGUUUGGCUCGGGGGUUGGGGGCGCUCUCCCAAAAUUCAACCGUUUGUAUCUUGUAAGUAAAGUAAUCUGCACGAGCUUCGAGUUUGGAUGGACUUUGCCUUUGAUCUACGUACAACUCUUUACUUUGAAGCCUUAUAGUCUUCUCUGAAAGCGCUGCAUGUGUUUCAGGACAUUGUGUUGCCAAUGUCAGAGGAGUACAGCACAGAGAAUACGGACCUACACCUUCGACUGGCCCGAACAAGGAAGAAGGACAUCUGCUGUUCGAUUCUCCUUUGCUUUGACACGGUCCACAUACUUUAGGGUCGUGAUUAUCUUGUAUUGGGGCUUUUUGAGGGCAAUAAGGUCUGUUUUGAGGUUGCGACUUACCAUUGCCUAAUCGAGACUUUGAUAGAUGCUUCAUUAAUGGCUAAAUCUUGAGGAGAUUUCUCUAUGUUGUUGGUUAAGGUUGGUCACUUUCAUUUAAAUGGUUUGCUGGUUUCCACUUUUGGUUAGUCUUUUCUUUUUUUUUUUUCCCCUCAAAAUUCAUUCUAGUUGCAUCAACUGUGGCAUACUCGAACCACAAGGUGUUUAUGCAGCCUUUAUUCCUCAACCGGCUCUGUCGGGUAGCUCUCACGGACCUGAGAGAAAGCUCACAGAUUAGACUUUUUUUUUUUCUUUUUUAAUUAAGACAUCUGCAGAAUGAUAAUAGUGCUGCCUGUUCAAUUAAAAAAUAAU